This is a messenger RNA of Cannabis sativa, 2326 nucleotides long. RefSeq lists its product as uncharacterized. The transcript has 8 exons. The record is from RefSeq and is a predicted model, not a curated record. Lineage: Eukaryota; Viridiplantae; Streptophyta; Magnoliopsida; Rosales; Cannabaceae. Gene Ontology annotation, molecular function: protein binding. Bases 3 to 2198 code for a protein of 731 amino acids.
UGAUGAAGAUAUCUAAACAUAAAGAAAAAAAAAUGUCUUCUCUCUUAGAUUGUAAUGAUGAAAUGUAUAGUACAAAGAAAGACCUCUUCAACUACGUGAUGAAAGGAAAAUGGGACAAAGUUGUGGAGCUAUACAAUGAUAAGCCAAUAGCUCACAAGGCAAAGAUUACCAAAUCAGGUGACACUGCGUUACACUUGGCGAUAUCCGAACAUCAAGAAAGUGUCGUUGAAGAUCUUGUAAAGCGUAUAAGAGAGAAAAAAACUGAAGAUGUCUUAAGAAUCCAAAACGAGAUAGGUUGCACUCCACUCCAUUUCGCGGUGUCUAUGGGGAGUGUUAGAAUGUGCAAAUGCAUUCUAGAGGCAGAUGAAUCGCUCGUAGAAGUCCAAAACAACAAAGGGGAAACACCUCUCUUCUGGUCCGUUCUCUACGGCCAGAAGAAGGUUUUUCUUUGCAUUGAUUACUAUUGUCAGCGCCGUUGUCGCUGCCAGAACACUGACAAUUGUAUUGAUGAGGUCACUAACCAGCUGAAAUAUGCUUAUUGUCGGAGGACACAUGAUGGGGAGACAAUUUUGCAUUGUGCCAUUAUAGGGGAGUAUUUUGAUUUGGCCCUUGACAUAAUAAGCCGAUAUGAGGGACUUGUAAAUAGUAGGGACACUCACGGAAUUCUCCCAAUCCAAACAUUGGCCACAAAGUCAUCUGCUUUCAAAAGUAGUCAUACCUUUGGACGAUGGGAAAAAUUCAUCUACAACUGCAUAUAUGUUGAUCAUGAGUGGAAGAUAGAAGAAUAUGAUGAUAAAACAGAUGAAUCACCCAGUGAAAAGACCAACGAUAGUAAUGUCAAUUAUCCUCAAAACAAUCAAGUGUGUGUCAAUUUCUUUGAGCUGUUUAAGAAAGCCAUCCACAUUGUGACAUAUUUGGGUAGUUGUAAGAAGGGAGAAUGCUUAAAGUGUGAUCUAGAGAAGGAUACCUUACAAUAUCACCAUAAAUCAGCAGUGGAUAGGUUUUGUCCUCUCAACAACAUCAUCUGCUUUGAGUUUGGCAAGUUAGCAUACAAGACAUUCUUAGUUGUUGUGGGACUUGGAUAUAGGAGGAUAGAGAAAUUGAGAGAAUAUAAGUUGAAACAUAGACUUGCGGUUGAAGUAUUAGAGAAAGUAUUGGAAUGUACAACAAUGUAUGAAUUUGACUCUGGCAACACCCCACCAGAUCACAACCCUAAUAAUCAUCAUAUUCAUGAGGAUGAGGAUCUACUACACAAAAUUGGUGAAAAAGAAUUUAAAAUAGGUGAAGAGAAUGAUUCAGCAUUACUAGUUGCUGCUAAGAAUGGGAUAAUGGAAAUAGUUGAGAAAAUCUUGCAACACUUUCCGGUGGCGAUUCAUGAUACAAACAAAGAUAAGAAGAAUAUAUUUUUGUUAGCAGUAGAGAAUCGACGAUUGAAUGUGCUCAAGUUCUUAGCACAAGAAGAAGAGAUCUACACCCGUAAGCUUUUGUUUCGAAAAGUAGAUAAGGAUUGGAAUUGUGCCUUACAUUUGGCAUCUAUUAGAAACCCUAGGCCUUGGCCAAUUCCUGGUGAUGCACUUCAAAUGCAAUGGGAGCUCAAUUGGUAUAAGUAUGUUGAAACCUUCAUGCCAUCCAACUUCUAUCUACGCACCAACAUGAAGAACCAAACCCCACAAGAAGUCUUCACCAAAAACCAUAAAAUGCUUGUGAAAUCCGGAGGUCAGUGGCUAACGAGCACUGCAACGGCUUGCUCCGUCAUUGCAGUGCUCAUUGCAACAGUUGCAUUCGCAACCUCAACUGCAAUCCCUGGUGGGACCAAGGAAAGCAAUGGCAAACCAAAACUCGAAAAUUACUUUGCUUUUGAUAUGUUUGCUAUUUUGUCACUAGUUGCAUUGUGCUUUUCCAUCACUGCCUUAGUCAUGUUCCUCUCCAUCCUCACAUCUCGAUAUGAAGAAAAUGAUUUCGCAAAAGAUUUACCGACGAAGCUUUUUCUAGGGUUAACAUCGUUGUUUGUGUCAAUAGCUUCCAUAAUUGGCUCUUUUUGCGCAGCUCACUUCUUCGUACUUGAAGACAAUCUUAGUAAGCAUGCAGUCUACCCUGUGUACGCUGUGACAUGUUUGCCCAUAACCAUUUUCGCCUUUGUCCAAUUUCCCUUGUAUGUUGAUCUUAUACAUGCCACUUUUAGGAAUGUUUUCGAGUAGUUUUUUAUAUUAUUUAUUAAAUAAUUGUACGCCAAUACAUAAUAACAGGAAAGUAUGUUCUAUGAUUCAAUAUUGUAUUUAUAAAUUGGUCAAUUCAAGAAUUGUUAAAUGAACCUUAUUUUCUCUGC